AUGGCACCAACAAAGUCCAAGUUCCUCCAAGCGAGGAGAGCUGUUGGUGAUAUUGCUUAUGAUCUUCGUACCAAGAAUUUUUAUGGCAAUGGAGCGCCAGCCAACAACCAAAAUAACGAUGUUGAACCAUCAGGUUGGCAAGACUUCUUAGCUAAGCAAAUCAGUGCAGGCCUUCUUGCCAAUAUCGAAUUUAAUACUGACAACUUCAAUUGGAUUCAAGAUGGCGAGCUUAUUACCAUCAUGAUCCAGAAUAAUGGUCGUUUUGACGCUGAUAGCUUUGAGGUUGAUAACGUCCACAUUCUUUCCCCAAUUAUUGGAGGAAAAUGGUUUUCCGGAAUCUCUGAGCUUGCAAUAGACGUCUCCGAUAUUAUUGAGAUCUCCUUUGUUUCCCAGGAUCCAAAAUGGCCAAUCUUACUCACAGGAGGUAACGUAGAUCCACAGACAGCCUACAACCUUGCUCUCAUAGCAAAGCAAUCAAAUGCUACUUACUACUACGAGUUCUGGAUGAACAAGUCAGCCAACAUGUCAUUCAUCCCAGCAUGCAGAGCUCUCGGUGAUUACUACUACGGAUUGAACAACACAGCUACCUCAUACUAUUGGUAUGCAAAGGCUGCAGAGAAGAAGGACCAAGAAUCUCUUGCCCGCAUCGCCGAAUACAUUUCCACACCAAAUUCACCAGAUUACGACCCAUCUCUCGCUGAAGACAUCUUCAUCCACCUUGCAAAGCAAAGUGUUUCACAGUCAUUGGUCGCUCUUGGUCGUAUGCACCUUAUCCCAAUGAACAACUUUGAUUCAGAUCCAGCACUUGGUUUCAGAUACAUGCAAGAAGCAGUUAAACAAACAGGCGAUCCAGACGCAAUCAAGAUGCUCGCACAGUGCUACCUCCAAGGCCUUGGAACAGAAAAGAAUACAAAGAAAGGCGUAGAACUCCUUGAAGAUUACGGCUUCAACAAACAAGAUCAAGAGAAAGAAGUCAAGAAGGCUGAAGAGGCCGAAAAGUUGGCAGAAGAAGAAAGAAUUGCCGCUGCCAAGAAAGCUGAAGAAGAAAGAAUCGCUGCUGAAAAGAAGAGACAAGAAGAAGCCAGAAUUGCUGCUGAACAAAAGAGACAAGAAGAAGAAAGAAUUGCCGCUGAAAAGAAGGCUGAAGAAGAGAAGAAGGUCCAGGAAGAAGCCAAGAAGGCAGCUGAAGAGAAGAAGGCAGCUGAAGAAAAGAGAAUUGCUGAAGAAAAGAAGGCAGCUGAAGAAAAGAGAAUUGCUGAAGAAAAGAAGGCAGCUGAAGAAAAGAGAAUUGCUGAAGAAAAGAAGGCAGCUGAAGAGAAGAAGGUUCAGGAAGAAAAGAGAAUUGCUGAAGAGAAGAAGGCAGCUGAAGAAGCCAAGAAGGCAGCUGAAGAGAAGAAAGUUGCUGAAGAGAAGAAGGUCCAGGAAGAAGCCAAGAAGGCAGCUGAGCAGCAGAGAAAGGCCGAAGAAAAGAGGAUUGAGAACGCACAGAAGGCAGAAGAAUCAAAGGCUGCCAAGUCCGCACAAGAUGAAAAGCGUACUCCAGGAAAUAAUGAAGAGGCAGUUGAAGGAGAAGAAGAAAUGGUUGUUAGAGAGCGUGCAAUUGGCGACUUAGAUAUGAACGAGUUCGCAGCUGAAAAUGAAGAUGAAGAUGAAAUCUUCGUUGCUCCAUCAACAAAGCCACAGUCAAAGGCAGCAUCAGCCAAACCAGAAAACGAUACCCGUGUUACAAUCAAGGCUGACCAUCCAUCAGAAGUCAUUUCAGAGAAAUCCCCAAGACCAACAAAGUCAGUUGCAAGCCCAGCCAGACCAUCAUCAACAAAGAAGUCAACUCCAUCAACACCAAUCAGCGGUGAUGACCUCGAUGCCAGAUACAGAGCAGCCGUCCAGAAGAGAAUUGAACUCAACGAACAACUCAAGGAUGAACAUGAACGCGUUGUUAAGGAAGAUGCAGAGCGCAUGGCAACGCCACGUAAGACACCAUUGAGAUCAUCAAUGGCAACACCAGUUUCAAACAAGGCAUUUACACCACGCAAGACACCAGAAAUAAAGACACCAGUACAAACACCAGCUGCUGAAAGUGAAGAAGGAUUAGAUCCACGCGAAGCAUUGAGAAGACGUCUUGAAGCAGAGAGAAAGGCAAAGGAAGCAGAAAGAAUGAGAAGAGUUGCAGCAAUCAAGGAAAAGCAGAAUUCAAUCAAGAAGGCAACACCUUCAAAGUCACCACGUAUCAUGAAUUCUCCAGCUACUCCUGCAACACCAGCUACACCAGUACAGACAAAGACAGCAACACCAGCAAAGAGUGUUACUCCAGUCCACUCAAGAAACACAGGAGGAAAUACACCAACUCCUCUUAGAUCUCCAAGAACUCCAAAGUCUCCAAGAACUCAGGAAGCUGCUCGCAGAGCUGCAGAAGCAAUUAUUAAUGCUGGAAACCUUAUCUUCAAUUUCACUGGAAAGGAGCUCAGCACUACACCAAAGUCUAAGUAA
This is a messenger RNA of Trichomonas vaginalis G3, 2487 nucleotides long. RefSeq names its product tetratricopeptide repeat domain domain-containing protein. The record is from RefSeq and is a predicted model, not a curated record. NCBI's taxonomy places the organism in Eukaryota, Parabasalia, Trichomonadida, Trichomonadidae. Bases 1 to 2487 code for a protein of 828 amino acids. The transcript has a single exon. Gene Ontology annotation, molecular function: protein binding.